This is a messenger RNA of Nanorana parkeri, 2077 nucleotides long. RefSeq names its product substance-P receptor. Bases 206 to 1432 code for a protein of 408 amino acids. Gene Ontology annotation, cellular component: sperm midpiece; plasma membrane. The record is from RefSeq and is a predicted model, not a curated record. The transcript has 5 exons. Gene Ontology annotation, molecular function: substance P receptor activity. NCBI's taxonomy places the organism in Eukaryota, Metazoa, Chordata, Amphibia, Anura, Dicroglossidae. Gene Ontology annotation, biological process: positive regulation of flagellated sperm motility; G protein-coupled receptor signaling pathway.
GACCUGGACUCCAGUCUGCUGCAGCACCAUCUGCACUGGGCUCCUCUAUACAAAUUCCUUUAGAUGCCAGUGUGCCACAGCUUGCCCAUGGGACUACUCCUGGCCAGUGUUAUGUCUACUCCCAGCUGACUGCACCUCUGUCAAUUUUGAACUUUUCUUCUGAUUUCUUGGAGGGAUCUCAGCAGCCUGUUGAUAGACUCCAAUCAUGAAUAAUAUCUCAGCGCAGAAUGAAUCAGCCCUGAAUGCCACUAUAGGGAAUGGCACCGAAAUGAACCAGUUCAUACAGCCGCCCUGGCAGAUAGCCCUCUGGGCUGUAGCCUAUUCCAUUAUGGUCAUCGUGUCUGUGGUGGGGAAUAUCAUUGUCAUGUGGAUCAUACUAGCCCACAAGAGAAUGAGGACUGUCACCAACUAUUUCCUGGUCAACUUGGCUUUCGCUGAAGCCUCCAUGUCAGCCUUCAACACAGUCAUCAACUUCACCUAUGCCAUCCACAACCAAUGGUACUAUGGGCUCAUCUACUGCAAGUUCCACAACUUCUUCCCUAUAUCUGCCGUCUUCACCAGCAUAUACUCCAUGACAGCCAUUGCCCUGGAGAGGUAUAUGGCCAUCAUCCACCCCCUGAAACCAAGACUAUCAGCCACCGCCACCAAGAUAGUCAUCUGCGUGAUCUGGAGCUUCUCCUUCUGUAUGGCAUUUCCCAUGGGGUACUACGCAGAUGCCAUCCCUAUUCAGGGACGGGAUAUCUGCUAUCUCAACUGGCCCGAAUCUGAGGGGAAGAGCAAGUAUGGACAAGCGUACCAGAUAUUGGUCUUCUGCCUUAUCUACAUACUGCCUCUGUUGGUAAUAGGGUGUGCUUACACUUUCAUUGGUAUGACCUUGUGGGCCAGUGAAAUCCCGGGAGAUUCCUCAGACCGCUACCAUGAGCAGGUGGUAGCCAAACGUAAGGUGGUGAAGAUGAUGAUCGUGGUAGUUUGCACGUUUGCAAUUUGCUGGCUGCCAUUUCAUAUUUUCUUCUUGCUACAGACAAUUGAAAUGAACCAUGACCAAAAGAUCUACCAGCAACUUUAUUUGGCCAUUAUGUGGCUCGCCAUGAGCUCCACCAUGUACAACCCCAUCAUUUACUGUUGUCUGAAUGACAGGUUCCGCAUUGGCUUUAAGCAUGUGUUUCGAUGGUGCCCAUUUAUCCGUGCGGGUGAGUAUGAAGGGCUGGAAAUGAAAUCCACACGCUACCUGCAAACCCAGAGCAGUAUGUACAAAAUCAGUCGUAUUGAAACCACCGUCUCGUCUGUCCUAAACGCCACCGAUGAAGAAGCGGAGGAGAACGGGAAGAGUAACAAGCGUCUCUCCUUGGACCUCACUUCCAACGGCUCCUCUCGCAGUGUCUGUAAGACCAUGUCUGACUCAUCCAGCUUCUACUCCAACAACCUUCCAUAAAGUCAUGCCCCCUUUGACAUCAGGAUUGUCCUAGUCCGUACCAUGGUCAGAAUUUCAUUAGGCUGCUUGACCCCUUGUUUGGGGUGGAGGGGCUUUUUAAAAAACAUUUUCCCAGGAUACCAGAGAAAGAAAUUUUGUUUACGAUUUCAGGGUUCUUUGUUGUUUUGUUCAUCCUGAUAAUCAGAGAUGUUUACAACCUAAAAGUUUUAAUCAUUUUUAGAUGUCUUUACAGUUUGCUCUUGGGUAAGAACUGUAUAUGACCCAGGAGACACUGCCCCUUUAUUACAUAAUCUGCAGGAUUGUGACAUGUUUACACUGUUAUUUCCAGUCUUUUCCUUUUUUACUUAAAGUGUACCUGUCAUGAUGGACAAUGCAAGCAGCCAUUUUAUGGGCUGAACAAACAGAUAACCUAUAAGAACCCCUGACAUAAUGGCAGCAUCGGGUGAAGCAAUAGCCUUCAUUAAUGGAAAUGAUGGCCUAGUUCAUGAAAUGGCAGCCUUCAUUGGGACAGCAGGUACACUUUAAAAUGCCAUUCCAAAAAUAGACAGGUCUAUUACGAAUUCCUACAAUAUAUAGAAACUGAAAUAUGUGCUGCUCAGGGAGUUGCCAGUGUUCAUCGAUCAGUAUAAAAAGAAUCCUUAAGUA